AUGGACGUAUCUGUCCGUAAACGUAUCCUUGAAUUACAACAGGAAUAUAAGCGCCAGCUCAAAUUGAAAUCGGGUGCGGAAAAUAUGAGACGUGUGGAUAAGAAAUCGCGCAAUGACAUCGAUAAUGUCUUGAAAGAGACUACUAAUAGAAUGUUUGCAAUUCAACGUGAGCUACAAAGUUUGGGUGCCCAAGUAACUGAUGAAAUUGCAGAUGAUAACCACCGGAAUGAUGAUGUAGAUCAUUUUGAAGGCUUAGGCGACAAAGAUUCAGUUAUUGAUGCGCUAAAGAAAGGACUCGAUGUUGAAUUGAAAGUCAAAAACGGAGCCGAAAAUAUGAUGAAAGCAUUUGCAAAUACCAAAUCUUCCAAAGAACGUAAAAUUUUAGCUGAAGCUCAACAAAUGUUUAAUGAUUCUAAAAAGAAGAUUGAUGCAUUGCAUAUGCAAAUACUUUCAGCAUCGAAACGAAGUGGAGAUGAUGCUGUUGCUAAUUCAGCUCCAAAACAAUCACCUCUCGAGAUUAGAAUUGCUAUGCUAAAUCAUUACAUAGAAAUUGAGUCUCAAAUUAUUAAAGGUGCCAAAAAUGUCAAGAAAUUGUUUGGUCAUCGUGAUAAGAAAGGUGCCGAUAAAAAAGCCAUGAUAGAGGCACAAAAUAAAUUAUUAGAAUCCGAACAAAAAUUAGAAUUGUUACGUAUGUCAUUGAAGCAACGUUUGACAGAAUUGGCUAAAGUAUCUGGUUACUACGAAUCUCCAGAAACUUUAUUAGAGAAAACUAGCCUUAAAAGUAGAUCUAAAACAAUGAGCUUACCAGCUAUGACUGGUAACUUGACGGUUAAUUUGAUGGGAGUACAAGGACUACUUGAAGUUAUACCUGGACGAACGAAAAAAGAUCACAUUGAUAGUCCAGUUCAUGAGAGCAUAUUCUCACGGAAGCAUCAAAAACGACCGGUUGAUGACGGAACUAGAAGCAUACGUGCUGUGUUAAAAAUUGAUCAUAAUGUCGUCGGGCAAACAAAUUGGAAACCUGCUAGCCCUCAAUCGUGGGACCAAGAAUUUAACUUAAGAUUAGAAAAAUCCCGUGAAUUAGAAAUUGAUAUAUGUUGGAAAGAUUAUCGGGAUCUAUGCGGCUUAGUAAUCUUUCGACUUGAAGAUUUUUUGGAUAAUCGGAGGCAUGUUUUGUGUGUACCGUUGGAACCUCAGGGAAUACUAAUGGCAGAGGUAACAUUCGAAAAUCCACUAUGUCAGCGGAGGCCUAAUUUGCAGCGUCAGAAAAUAUAUAAGGGUACGUCUUGCCAGGGUAGAAACUUCGAACGAGCUUCUCAAUUGCAAACUAAUGUCAGAACUUGGGCUCGAUUGCUUAAAAGAAACGUUAAAUCGUCCCCAGAACAUGUUCAGAGAAAUCGAAAGCCACCAAAAUCUGUAAUAGUAGAUCCUGCUGCGCAUAGUGGUAGUUCGUCGCCGAGUGGAAAAGAACGUACGCCUAAAUCACCCAAUAAAGAAGAGCGACCUAAAACUGAAAAUAAAACUGUUGUUCCUAUAUCUAACACGCCUUCUAUUGUUAGCGAAGAUACAAAUUCUUUAGCCGCAUCUGCUGAGAGUACAACUAGUGGUGCCUCCGAUGAUCGUUCAGUAUCGCCAACAAAUAUUAUGGGCUUGGAACAGUUUAAUUUUAUGAGUGUGCUCGGUCGUGGACAUUUCGGAAAAGUGCUACUUGCAGAAUAUCGAACUACUGGUGAAGUAUUCGCUAUUAAAGCGUUGAAAAAAGCUGAUAUAAUCAGUAGAGAAGAACUGGAUAGCUUAAUGAGCGAAAAGAGAAUAUUUGAAAUUGCUAAUGCCAUGAGACAUCCAUUCUUAGUUAAUUUAUUCGCUUGCUUCCAGACAAAAGAACACGUAUGCUUUGUGAUGGAAUACGCCUCUGGUGGUGACUUAAUGAUGCAUAUCCACAAUGAUGUAUUUACAGAGACUCGAACAAUAUUUUAUGCCGGCUGCGUUGUACUCGGGUUGCAGUAUUUACAUGAACAGGCAAUCGUAUACAGGGAUUUAAAAUUAGACAAUUUACUGCUGGACUCCGAUGGAUAUGUUAAAAUAGCUGAUUUUGGUCUUUGUAAAGAAGAUAUGGGAUAUGGUGCUAGAACCAGCACAUUUUGUGGGACACCUGAAUUUUUAGCUCCUGAGGUACUUACUGAAACUUCUUAUACAAGAGCAGUCGAUUGGUGGGGACUAGGUGUUUUAAUUUUUGAAAUGCUUGUCGGAGAGUCGCCAUUCCCAGGAGACGAUGAAGAAGAAGUUUUUGAUAGUAUUGUCAAUGAUGAAGUUCGAUAUCCUAGAUUUUUAUCAACGGAAGCAAUCGCAAUAAUUAGACGGCUCCUUCGUAAAGUACCGGAACGAAGACUCGGAUCGAGUGAAAGGGAUGCUGAAGAUGUAAAAAAACAGCCUUUCUUUAGAUCAAUUAAUAUGGAAGAUUUACUAAUGAGAAAAAUCAAGCCACCUUUUGUUCCUGUCAUAAAAUCAGUAGAAGAUGUUAGUAAUUUUGAUGAAGAAUUCACGUCAGAAGAUCCUACAUUGUCACCUCCGGCUAGUGGGCAUCAACUAACAACAGAAGAACAGGAGAUUUUUGCCGAUUUCGCUUAUACCGCAGAUUGGUGCUAG
Trichoplax adhaerens is the source of this 2646-nucleotide messenger RNA. RefSeq lists its product as uncharacterized. The transcript is spliced from 19 exons. Gene Ontology annotation, biological process: signal transduction; protein phosphorylation. The record is from RefSeq and is a predicted model, not a curated record. Lineage: Eukaryota; Metazoa; Placozoa; Uniplacotomia; Trichoplacea; Trichoplacidae. Gene Ontology annotation, molecular function: ATP binding; protein serine/threonine kinase activity. Bases 1 to 2646 code for a protein of 881 amino acids.